Messenger RNA from Giardia duodenalis, 1677 nucleotides. RefSeq names its product WD40 repeat protein. Bases 1 to 1677 code for a protein of 558 amino acids. Gene Ontology annotation, molecular function: protein binding. The record is from RefSeq and is a predicted model, not a curated record. Lineage: Eukaryota; Fornicata; Diplomonadida; Hexamitidae. The transcript has a single exon.
AUGAAAGCCUGUCCUCCUUUCAAGCUCCGGCCGGAGAUCCGUGACGACCCCCUGGAUAUUUACAAGCUAGAGUUCUCUGCUGACGGCGCUGUUCUCGCAGCUGGGUACGGCGAUGGGACUGCUCGUCUCUACAACCCGGCCUCCGGGCGGAGACUUCACAAGCUGCAGCACAGCAGCCAGCACCCCAUUCCAUCUCUCUCGUUCUGCAACGUCACUAGCGCAGGCUCCGUUCCUCUUCUGUUGAGCGUGUCGUCAGUUGGUCAAGUGUGUCAUUGGCACGUCUCCCGAGGGUCAAUGUUACAUACGUUCACCGAGGACAACAAUGAGCUAUACACCUGUACAUUUAGUCCUGAUGGAACGUCCUUUCUGACGGCCGGCAAGGACAUGGUGAUCCGCUGUUACGACGAGAGUACCAACCAGCUCUUGUGCUCCUUGCGACAUGGAAAUGAGGAGACGACUUCUGGUCAUGCGAACCGGAUAUUUUCAGCCCGUUAUAGAGCAGACGAUGCCAAUAUAAUCGCAUCUGGUGGCUGGGACAACACUAUUCAGAUCUGGGACAUCCGCGUUGGCCACUCUGUUUGGUCCUACUAUGGCCCCAAUGUGUGCGGGGAGUCUCUGGACACCGUGGGGAGCUACUUAGUUGUGGGGUCAUGGAAGGGGACAGAUCAAAUUCAUGUCUACGAUCUGCGCACUCGUGAUACCCUUGCAAUCUAUGACUGGUCAAAGCACGUUCCUCCUGCUGCUAGUGUAGAGGAGUACCAGGUUGCAAUCGACGCUUACCUGGACGACUGCAAAGAGGAAGCAAAGAACAAGCUCCGGGCAGAGCGCAUUGCAGCAUAUACAGAUCAAGUUGCUGCACUAGAAGAUGAGCAAUCGGGCAGCGACAGUGAUGCAGAUAGGGAGCUAGAGCGAAAAGCUGCAAAGAUUGGCAUGGAGCUUAUGUUAGACACUAGCGGCACUGAAGCGCCGUGGAAGUCCAAACUAGUAGCCAACACCUUAGAGACCACCCUUAUCUACUCUGUUAGUGUGUCCAAAAACCCUGCUAUCCCUCUGGUAUCUGCAUGUGGCAGUGGGGCGAACGAGGCAAAGGUGCUGGAUUAUAAAACAGGUGAAGUCUUAGGGGGUGUGCGCCUUCCAAAGAGCGGGUUUGCCACCGCGAUGUCUCCUGACACGCGCUACGUUGCAUAUGGCGGCGCCGGAUAUGGCAUUUGGAUGGCCAACAUACCUGACCCAACCGAGGCACCAGAGCCAGCUGCUCCUCUUGCCACUACACAAUCGGCAAAGCAAGCCACGAAACCAUCCUUAAAGAACACGAUCCGCCCUGCUCCUGAAAAACAGCCGGUGGGACGACCAACGCAUUCGAUGCCAGAUAAGCCCAAGGCUGCUGCUGGCUUGGCUAAGCCGGAGCUCCCGAACGGCCAGACUGGAACAGGUGCUAGUGCAAAGAACCUCACCAAAAUGACCAUCCCCGCAAACAGUCAGACAAGCUCGACGUCUUCUCUUUCCGGAGACAAGGGACUGCGCAGUAAGCCACAGGAGCGCCUUGGAAGCGCAAAGGCUCCUGGCUCGGCUGGUGCCCUGGCCCCACUUUCUGGCUCUCGCGUUAAGCCCCAGGCGCUGGCGCCGAUCAAGAAAGACGGGGAGCAAAAGACCUCUGUAAGGAAGCCCACUAAAUGA